AUUAUUUAUUAAAAAUGAAUGACCAUAUACAAUCAUUACCAAUUAAUUCGACAUUCCCAUUUAAAAUUCCCUUUCCUCCUCCCAUCGAAGAAAGUGAGCUAAAGCCUAAUUUAAAAAAAGGCAAGUUACCAGUAAGAGCCACUAACCAGUUUUUGCUGUACCGGACGGCAGUGAUCAAAACAUUGCGUGAAAAUGGUGUCCAGGACAUCAACAUGAGGACUAUCUCAAAAAUGGCAUCUCAAUUAUGGAAUCUCGAACCUGCUUUUGUACAGCAAGAGUAUAAAAGCUUGGCACUCAAGGCCAAAGGAUUACAUCAAAAGACGGCUAAAGUAUUGACUUCUUUCGAUAUGAAGGAAACUAUAUCACAGCGGCCUCUCGCUCCUAUGCCGGAAUCAACUGAGAGCAAUGUUAUUGAUGAUACUUCUUCUACCGACACAAAUGAAGUAUCAGAUAUCACACAAGAGUCCCAAUAUAUAUCAAAUUUUGAUAUAUAUAAUAAUACUUUUUAUCAACCUCCGACAUAUUAUCAUCCCCUAAUACUCCCGCAACAAACAUACUAUAUUCAAGAGGAUCCGAAUAAUUUACCUCUAUUUUAUUCAGAGAAUUGUGAAUAUCAUUUCGGAUAUUUUCAAUAAUUAUAAUUAUUAU
Messenger RNA from Rhizophagus irregularis DAOM 181602=DAOM 197198, 648 nucleotides. RefSeq lists its product as uncharacterized. NCBI's taxonomy places the organism in Eukaryota, Fungi, Glomeromycota, Glomeromycetes, Glomerales, Glomeraceae. The record is from RefSeq and is a predicted model, not a curated record.